Stomoxys calcitrans (stable fly) is the source of this 5680-nucleotide messenger RNA. RefSeq names its product acetylcholine receptor subunit alpha-like (gene nAChRalpha3). Gene Ontology annotation, molecular function: transmembrane signaling receptor activity; acetylcholine-gated monoatomic cation-selective channel activity. Bases 2721 to 5114 code for a protein of 797 amino acids. Lineage: Eukaryota; Metazoa; Arthropoda; Insecta; Diptera; Muscidae. Gene Ontology annotation, biological process: chemical synaptic transmission; regulation of membrane potential; nervous system process. The record is from RefSeq and is a predicted model, not a curated record. The transcript is spliced from 12 exons. Gene Ontology annotation, cellular component: synapse; postsynaptic membrane; neuron projection.
AACAAAAAUUCAAGAAAAUUUGUAUGAAAAAAUAUUUUAAAAAGAAUUUGUGUAAAAAUUUAGUAAUUAAAUAAUAUUCUAGUGUGUAACUUAAACCUUUCAACGGAAAAGAAUAAAUAAAAUUUUUAAUAAAUAAAAUUUGUCCUCCAAAACCCAAAACGAGUGUUGAAAGUUUUGUGCAUUAAGCCAAACGUGGAAACAAAACCCCUCUCCAUUGCCAUUCUCAGUGAAAUUUAAUCCUUUUUUUGCUUUUGUUCAACAAAAAAAAAAAAAAGAAAGAAAUCAGUUCAGAUGGUUAUGCAGCCAGAGCAGCAGCAAUAUAAGAAAUUGUCUUAUUCGUCGUCCUCGUCCUCGUAGUCGUCGUCGUCGUCAUCGUAAUCAUCAUCACCAUCAUUAUCAACAACACAACGUCGCAUAUUCCAGAGCUGCAAAAAUAAUUGUCUAUGCGAAACAUCAUCUUAUGUAAUUUAUCUCUUCGUCAUUUUAUAUGAUUUUUGUACAAUACGUUGUAGGUUUUAAGUUAAGUAGAGUAGACAAAAAAAAAAUACCCAACAAAAACGGAAGAGAACAGCACAGCACAUCAUGCAAUGAGAAAAUAAGCAAGACAAACUAAGAUAACAACAACAAAUAAAUAUUUAUUUACAACCAAUAACUGCCAUUGUAACGAAAAUACGGAAAUAAUUGCAUAUUUUCAAUUUAAAAACAAACAAGUUCAGCAAAAACUGAAAGCAAAAUAACAACAAAACCCCCACUUAAAAAAAAUAAAGAAAGACGAUAACGCAAAAACACAGCCAAAAACUGCAAACUACCAACUGUAAAACGAUAUACAAUUCUUCCUUAAUAAGCAACUAAAAGAUACAACAAAAAAGCUGCCAACAACAAAUAAUAAACAAAAUAAUAACAAGCAGAACAACAACUAUGAAUAAUGCAAUUGCAUCGCUUAAAGCCAGUAAGGCAUGAAAAACUGUAUGCGGGUGCAGGGUGCAAACGCCAUCAACAGCCAUCAAUCAAUUGCGGAUUAAGGGGAAUUACCAAACCCACCACCACCACCAAUAACAAUACUGCUUUGAACCCCUUUCUGCCAGCUGCACACUAAUGAUCAAGUUGCCCCCCUUGCCCAAGUCUUACUUUGAGGUAAGACAAAGACUAACAAAAUGGCACACAUAAUUCUGAAGCAUCCAAGGAAAUAAAAUUUUUGAAGGACCAUAGCAAUUAUUGUGGUCUCUUUGCCUUUUUUGUACCAACCAAAAACUAAAUCGACACAAGCAGCAGCUUUAGCAGUUCUCACAAAAAGGAACUACAAAUGAAUGAAUCCGCGAAUGUUAGUGCACAACAAGGACAUCAUACAAUAACGACAUAUUCUGUGGCUGGUGCAUUGAGACCCUUCCAGCUAGCCGACGCGGCAGCCAAAGCUGAAGCGGCGGCGGCGUCAGCUGUAGCAGCCCCACAAUCAUUUGCGACGCCUACUGCUUACAACACUGCACUGCAGAGCAGCAGCAACAGCAAAAGCAGCAGCAUCCAUAGCACCAACCUUAAGGCGGCGGCCGGGCUUAAAUGUAGUGGCAUUCGCCGGUGCGUCACAAGGCCGCUGUACACUAGCUUCAGAUAGCAAAACGCGUACUUAGGACGUUAAGGCGUUCGUCUCCAAAACCCGCCUCCCACAACUCCCCAAAAAACAAAACAAAAAAAAACACGCACACACAUAUUCCUCACACCACACUUCCCACAUUAUAAGAAUAGUUUUCUCUCUAACGUUCAAUCGCAAGUCGUUCAUCAUUGGGGCUUAAGAAAAAGAGCUAGAGAAGGAAAAGCAGAAAAAGGCAAACCUCAAGCAAAAGCAGCCAAACCUUUGAUUUUGUUGAUUGCUGAGAAGGUUUUUUCAUAAUUACAGCUAACCGAAAGCCACAGCACCAGUCAAAUCAUUAAAUACGCCUUCUCUUAACCAAUACCAAAGCAUAUGACUGCCGUUGUUUUCCUCAACUUUUUAUUUUGCUGGACAAUUGCAGGCAGUUUACUGCUAUAAAUCUUAAUUCCCCACAACCCAUUAAACUAAAUCUCUUUCAAUAAGCUGAAAAAAAAGAAACCAACCCACUACCAUUACCACUUUGAAACGGCGGCCUCUACUUUAUAGCUACCACAAAGCCCAUCUUCAACACUAGGCAGAUAACUAAGAAGAACUAUAAAUACCCUCUCACUCUCUCUCGCUCUCACUCUACAGUGCUGUCUCCAUUUAACACUCAACACCUCUAACUGCAGCAAUAUCAGUGAGCCCCCCCACAUCAACGUCAUCAUCAUUGUGUAGUCACCAUUCGUCAAACACCACCAACGAUUUAUUUCUGCGCUCUAGGCUAAAGAGAACAAAAGAGAGGCAAACAAAGUUACCGCCACAACGAAGGCAGCAAACGAGCACAGCAGCAGCACCACCACCACCACCACCAAAAUAACAACGAAGGUAAAGACCAACGAGACAGUGAAACGAGCAGCUGCUGAAGGGCAAAUAAAACACAAACACAUCUAGCUGAAGACAUCUAAAUAUAAAACAAGUGAGAGGGGGGCCACCACAACAACAAAGACAACAACAUACAACACACGCAUCUGAACACACAGCUCAGCACAGCUCAGCUCAGCCUAGCCACCACAGUGAGAAGUGAGUUCAACUUGAUCUUUUGUUUUGCAUUUACAAGGAGGCACCAUACAAAAAUCACAAAAGGGGAAAUGAGAUGAAGUGGUUUCAAGUGGCAUUAGAUAUGAUUCUUGUGCUUUCAUUCAUAUCAAGCAGCACAUCGAAUCCCGAUGCAAAACGUCUGUACGACGAUCUCCUCAGUAACUAUAAUAAAUUAGUUCGACCAGUGGUCAAUGUAACGGACGCUCUUACGGUACGCAUCAAAUUGAAAUUGUCACAAUUGAUUGACGUCAAUUUGAAAAAUCAAAUCAUGACAACGAAUUUGUGGGUGGAACAAUCGUGGUACGAUUACAAACUGCAGUGGGAGCCCAAGGAAUACGGUGGCGUUGAGAUGUUGCAUGUGCCCAGCGAUCAUAUAUGGCGACCGGAUAUAGUGCUCUACAACAAUGCCGAUGGUAAUUUCGAAGUAACUUUGGCCACCAAGGCAACACUCAACUACACGGGACGUGUUGAGUGGCGACCACCUGCCAUAUACAAAAGUUCAUGUGAAAUUGAUGUCGAAUACUUUCCCUUCGAUGAACAAACCUGUGUCAUGAAAUUUGGCAGUUGGACAUAUGAUGGAUUCCAGGUUGAUUUACGGCACAUUGACGAAUUAAACGGCACAAAUGUGGUCGAAGUUGGAGUGGAUCUAUCAGAAUUUUAUACAUCUGUGGAAUGGGAUAUUUUAGAAGUACCUGCUGUAAGAAAUGAAAAAUUCUACACGUGCUGCGAUGAGCCGUACUUGGAUAUCACAUUUAAUAUCACAAUGCGCCGUAAAACGUUGUUCUAUACAGUUAAUCUCAUUAUACCGUGUAUGGGAAUCAGUUUUUUAACGAUUUUAGUAUUUUAUCUGCCAUCAGAUAGUGGUGAAAAAGUCUCAUUAAGCAUAUCCAUUUUACUGUCGUUGACUGUGUUCUUCUUGUUGUUGGCGGAAAUUAUUCCGCCAACAUCGUUAGUUGUGCCGCUUUUAGGGAAAUUUGUACUUUUUACAAUGAUACUCGACACAUUCAGUAUAUGUGUGACGGUGGUAGUGCUGAAUAUACAUUUUCGCUCGCCACAAACACACACCAUGGCACCGUGGGUGCGAACAGUGUUUAUCAAUCAACUGCCACGGUUUCUGGUUAUGCGACGACCGCUCUAUCCCAUAAGUGAGAUGAUUAAAACAUCACGCCAACUGAUGCUACGCACAUGCAAUGGAUUCGAACUUAGGGAUCAAAUACCACCGCUGCCACCACCAGUAGCCUUAUCACGACUCCACCAUAGUCCACAUAAAACAUCACGCAGCACCUCGCCUCACCUGCAACACCGAGUACAAAGUCUUAACCUAUUGGACGAAGUGAGCGCAGGUGGUGUGGGCGUUAGCUUUGGAGCUCCCUGUGCCCUAGGGGCGGCUGGUGGGGGGGCUGCCACCAUAAGCGGCAACUUCAUGUAUCCGGGCACUGUGAAUCAGGAGACCUCCACCACCAGUUCACUGGUGGAUACACUGCAUCACAGUCAAUAUCAACAGACGGGCGAUUCGUUGCUCGACCAUCCUUUGACGCCCACGAAAUUCCGGCAGAAAACCUCAACCUCGGUGCAAACGAAUGGCUUUGGCUGUGUGGAGUCAUCGACCUCGCAGUACAGUGGCUAUGGCACCAUUCACCAUCCGCCACAACACCACCAGCCCCUGUACCAUAUGGGCCAGCCCAUUGGCCAAUCGGCCACCAAGUCAUCAUCUACCACCACGCUGCAUCAACAGCAGCAGCAACACUCGCAUCCCUAUCAUCUGUAUCGUCAACAAUCAACUUGUUCGGCGAAUUUUUCGCCUGUGCCUGCUCCCCUGCAUCCGCAUCAACAGCAUCAGUCGACCACGACAUGUGACCUGAUAGGCAAUACAAAUUCGAAUGUGAUAAAGUCCACGACUACAGUGAAUUCAGUGGCCACUGCCUCCACCCUGGCCGGCUCAUGCUGCAGUGUGAGUGGUGCUGUGCAAAUACAUCAGGGUUUGGGUACGGGCGCUGCCUGUGAGUCAGCGGCAACAGCGGCCUCUGCCAAUCGGCAACAACAAGCAGCGGCGGUACAAACUACCACAGCGGCGCGUGGCGGUGGUGAGGUAUAUCCCGAAUGUCAGCGUGAGGGUGGCCCGCAUUGUUGUGUGGUCAAGGAGAAUAAGUUGCGACAUCGCUGGCAUAAAUGUCCGGAGUUGCAUAAAGCUUUUAAUGGUGUCACCUACAUAGCGGAUCAAACGCGCAAGGAGGAAGAGAGCACAAGGGUCAAAGAAGAUUGGAAAUUUGUGGCCAUGGUACUGGAUCGUCUUUUCUUAUGGAUUUUCACAAUUGCCGUUGUGGUUGGCACGGCCGGCAUCAUUUUGCAGGCCCCCACGCUGUACGAUACACGCGUACCAAUCGAUGUUAGAUUAUCCGAAAUUGCAUCGACCACAGCCAAACCGAACGUUGCCAAACCAGUGUUGUAAAUACUUCAAAAAGAAUAAACAAAACAAACAUACAUAUAUAAAAACAAACAAACAAAAACAAACUCCACCACCAACGCCUUUCUUCAAGGCCUCCUCCCCAAGUAUGAAUGAUGGAUAAAAAACACUCUUACAACAGAGCAAAGUAACAUUUAAGAAGCAAACAACCAAUAAAGGGUAUACUAACAACGACCAUCAACACUCCCAACCUAACCAAGGCCACCUCUCUCACUCCCACUCACUCUCGCUUGCUCUCAAGUAAUACAGCUGGACCCCCCUGAGAUAGAAGCAGCAACAUCAGCAGCAGCAGCAUCAGCAUCUACAACAAAUAAAAAUCUCUUCAAAUGGAAGAACAAAGGCUGUUGAGUCCCUGUAAAGAUGGGUGGGGGUGGAAGAGUUGUGGUAAUCGUUGAAACCUUUCGUUACUACUCAUAACAAGGGAUUUAAUAACCGCAACAGUAAAAACAGUAACAACAACAACAGCAAGCUAUAAAGAAGCAACAAAAAUAAAAACAACAAGCAAACAAAAAUACCAAAAUUAAUAUAAACAACCAUAAAAACAACAACAA